Molecule: messenger RNA, 1361 nt
Organism: Tripterygium wilfordii
Lineage: Eukaryota; Viridiplantae; Streptophyta; Magnoliopsida; Celastrales; Celastraceae
Product: GDSL esterase/lipase At5g18430-like
Exons: 5
Coding region: 46-1149 (367 amino acids)
Molecular function (GO): hydrolase activity, acting on ester bonds
Source: RefSeq, a predicted model, not a curated record
CCUUCACAUGGCAUUCAUACAUCAAGAUAUUUUGCUUCAAGUUCCAUGGCAAGCUCAACAUUGUCUCCAUGGACACUUUUAGUUCUUGUCAUAAUGUCAUUUGGGACUUUGGGUCCUAAACUUGUGGAAGCUAGAGCUUUCUUUGUGUUUGGAGAUUCACUAGUGGAUAGUGGCAACAACAACUACUUAGCCACCACAGCUAGAGCAGACUCUCCUCCUUAUGGUAUCGACUAUCCGACCGGCCGGCCGACCGGCCGAUUCUCUAAUGGCCUCAACAUUCCUGACAUUCUCAGUGAGCAAAUCGGGUCGGUACCCGUAUUGCCAUACUUGAAUCCAGAACUCACCGGAGAGGAUCUUCUUAAUGGUGCCAAUUUUGCUUCUGCUGGAAUUGGAAUCCUCAAUGACACUGGAAUUCAGUUUGUGAACAUAAUCCGAAUGUUCCAACAGUUACAAUACUUCAUACAAUACCAACAGAGGGUGGCUGCUAUAAUUGGACCUGAACAGACUCAACAACUAGUGAAUGGAGCAAUUGUCCUAAUCACUGUUGGUGGAAAUGAUUUUGUCAACAAUUACUACUUGGUCCCUUUCUCUGCUAGGUCUCGCCAAUUCUCUUUACCAGAUUAUUGUAGAUACCUAAUCUCUGAGUACCGUAAACUUCUAAUGAGAUUAUACGAGCUCGGAGCACGUAGGGUUCUUGUGACCGGGACCGGGCCGUUAGGUUGUGUUCCUGCGGAAUUGGCAAUGAGAAGCAGAGACGGGCAAUGCUCACAGGAGCUACAACGGGCGGCAUCCUUGUUUAAUCCACUCCUUGGGAGUAUGCUUAGAGAACUUAAUAGCGAUUACGGCGACGAUGUCUUCAUUGGUGUUAAUCUACAAAGGAUGAGCAAUGAUUUCAUUAGUAAUCCUCAAAGAUUUGGGUUUGUUACAUCAAAGAUUGCAUGUUGUGGACAAGGACCAUAUAAUGGACUAGGAUUGUGCACAAUUGCAUCAAACUUGUGUCCUGAUCGUGAUCUCUAUGGAUUUUGGGAUGCAUUUCACCCAUCAGAGAAGGCAAACAGAUUAGUUGUUCAAUCCUUCAUGACUGGUUCUCUUGACUACAUGAACCCCAUGAAUCUCAGCACCAUUUUGGCCAUGGAUUCCAAGAUUUAAAGACAACAUUAGCUAUGGCAUCCACAACAAUAAUAAUGUAGAUCUCAAGGAACAUUUGAUGUUUGGUGUGAUUUUUCUGUCUUAAUUGUGUUUUUAUAUAUGGAUAUUGUCUUCUGUGAAGGCCAUUGAUGAUAUUCUUGUUUUUGGGACUAUGCAAUUUCGCAAGUGGUUGGUGUAUUUCUUAAAUUUGAAUUGCAAACUAUCGAUUUCAA